Messenger RNA from Passer montanus (Eurasian tree sparrow), 3556 nucleotides. Its product is annotated as interleukin-1 receptor type 1-like. The transcript has 12 exons. Gene Ontology annotation, molecular function: interleukin-1, type I, activating receptor activity. The record is from RefSeq and is a predicted model, not a curated record. The coding region runs from base 1509 to 3200 and encodes 563 amino acids. NCBI's taxonomy places the organism in Eukaryota, Metazoa, Chordata, Aves, Passeriformes, Passeridae. Gene Ontology annotation, biological process: signal transduction; regulation of inflammatory response.
AGGUGUGUCCAGUGGAGCUAUGGAUGUAUGUGCCGCCAUCCUUCUUUUCGUGAGCAAAAGUGAGGCACUUGAUUAAUCUCUCUAGAAGAGCCAUGGUGUACCUUGCAGUUAAUAGGAGCAUUUAAGGAUAAAACUUUAUGGACAUGGCUUCGCAUACCUGAAAUUUUCUUCCCCUUUGGAAAAUCUGGGCAAAGAUAACCAGAGCUGAAGUCUGUUGUGAAUGAUAAAGCUUCAAAGGUCGAUUGAGUGCUCAAGAUGUGGACAGAAUGGCUGGGGAAAGGCAGAAAUUUAGCCGUUUAUCAUGGCAGAAUGGGCAGGGGAACAUGGCAGCAAAAACACUGUUUUCAUGUAACAUUGCAACAGCAUUUCUGUCUUUAAUUAUUGCAAUGAAUCUGUGCCAGUCGAACUCUGCAGUUCUGGUCAUUACAUCUCAGAAAGAUGGUAUCAGAAGAGGUGGAGAGAUGAGUGACAGUGUUGUCUGAUAUGGGAUGGCUUCCAUAUGAGAAGUCUCCAAAUGAGGAGGACUCUGAGGUAAAGAGACAGAAGCAAGAUGGGAUGAAGGUCUAUGAAAAUGUAAAUAUCAUAGAAUAGGCAGAUGAGAAGAAGUGUACUAUUUCUCAUAACAAGAAAUGCAUGAUACUCAGAAAAUUUAUAAAAAUCAGUGAAUGGUUUUGCAUGCAGAACUGAUCUCAGUUCAGUCCCUUCAGUAAAGAGAUUGAAGUCAGAGUGGUAUUGUAUUUAUUGUGUCCUCCUCUGUUCUGCACAGUUGCCAAUGAUAGUUAUCAGAUACAGGAUUUUGGGCUAAACAGACAGUUGCAUGACACUCUGUGGCAGUUCUUAUAAAAUAACAAAACAAGGAAGUUUCGAUAAAUGUAUUACUGACUUGGGAACGUGGACCAUGGUAGCCAGAGCUGGUGCCUUUUUUUAUUGCAAAAAAGAAAAAAAAAAAAGCCCAAACCAAACUCUUGGUGUUGCUCUUUUUCUGCAUGAGUCUGUGUCAGAAGUAAAGUAAGAAAGAUGAGCUCAUUGGUGAUUGUAAUGAUUCCUCUCUCAAUGUUCAUAAAAUGAAGGGUCAGUUGAAAUUCCUGUAGCAAAUUUAAUAUUUGUACAACACAAUCUUUACUUCUGUGUCGUCUUAGGACGUUUAAAUAUCAAAAGCACAGUCUUAACUACAGUUAAGUGAAGUUAAAAAAAAAUACAUUAAAUGUGAAUUUUGUGUGCAUGUAUGUGUUUGUGUACAUGCCCACGAAACAGACUGGAGAAACACAAGUAUUUUAGUAAUUUGCAUCUGAAAUAAAACACGCAAAUGAUAACUCUGCUACAAAGGCAUUCUACUGCGUGUAAAGAUUGCAUUCAAAAAACAGCAUUUCAUUUUAGUGGCAUAACUACAUCUGUAAACUACUGAGUAGUACUCUCCGCUGCAAUGAUAAGUAAGGGAUUAAAAUUGUAUUUUUAGUAGUUGACUUGAGAAUGGAGGUGAAAACUCCAAUGAACUUUAUAAUCAGGAAAUGAAUUCAGUAUAUUUUUGCAGAGUGUUUGAGUUUUUCUUUAAUGCUUAUCUCUUUCCUUUAGAGAAAUGUGAAGCCUAUGAUGUGAUGUUAAAGCAUAGUCUUGUGCCUGAUGGGCAGCCUCUUGCUAUUAAAUGUUCACUGGAAAAGAGCUUGAAAAGUGGAGACUACAACUUAACAUGGUAUAAAGUUGGUAACAAGAGAGCUGUGCCUAGAGACAAACUGUCUAGAGUUCAUCAGCAGAAGAAUCUGAUUUGGUUUCUUCCUGCCAUGUUAGAAGAUUCUGGAGAUUAUGAAUGUGUCAUAAGGAAUUUGACAAGCUGCAAAAAAAUGUGUACAAAAGUAACAGUUUUUGAGAGGAUUGAUGGUUUAUGCUUAAAUGAAAAAUUUGCUGUAGAGGAGGUGAUAUUCACAUCAUCUUCUGCAAAGGUCGUUUGUCCCCACUUGGAUUAUUUCAGGACAGAGAAGAAUAUUCAUCCUGUUCGUUGGUAUAAGGACUGCCAGCUGCUGAAAGGAAAAAGGUUUGCCCUUUCAAACAGUGACCUUAUAAUUUUCAAUGUGACUGUACAUGAUGGAGGAAACUACACAUGUGAAACAACAUAUACCUACAAUGGGAAACAAUAUAAUAUUUCACGAGACAUCAGUCUGGUUGUAGAAGUGACCCCACCAAAAAAGCCUCCAGAAAUAACUUACCCAAGAAACAACUCCAUUGAAGUGGAACUUGGCUCACAGGUUACUGUGGAUUGCAACACCACAGGUGCUGAUGGGUAUGAGGUGUACUGGACAGGCAACGGUGUGUAUAUUGAUGUGUUUUAUAUGAGCAGAAUUUUUGCAAGUCCCUAUGAGGGAGAAACUUCUUACGACGGGCGCCCUAUGCAUUCCGUGCAGCUAAUAAUUUCAGAAGUAAGGAGUGAAGACUAUGAACAGCCUUUUGUCUGUCAAGCUUCAAAUGCCUUUGGGCAAGUCGCAUCCUAUAUUAUAUUUAAACACAGAGUUCCUGACAUACGAAGAUGGCUGACUGGAGGGCUUGUCUCUUUGUUAAUUUUAACAUUUAUUACUUUAAUAAUCUUCAAGAUUUUCAAGAUUGAUUUGGUACUGUGGUACCGUAAUUCUGUCUGUGCCCUUACAAGUAAGGAAGAUGGGAAAAUCUACGAUGCAUAUGUCCUGUACACAAAAAGCAGUGAAGACAUGAGCAUAUGUUGUCUGGAAACCUUUGUUCGUAGGAUACUCCCAGAUGUUUUAGAAAAACAAUGUGGAUAUAACCUUUUCAUAUUAGGAAGGGAUGAUUUACCAGGAGAAGCUGUGGUCAGUGUUGCUGAUGAAACCCUUAAGCAAAGCAGAAGACUGAUGAUUAUUUUGGGAUCAGAAACAUCUAGGGGCUGCCUGUUGGAAGACACCUCUGAGCAACAGCUAGCUAUGUAUAAUGCUCUCAUCCGUGAUGGGAUUCAAGUAAUUCUUAUAGAAAUGGGUGAAAUACAGGACUACACGAGCAUGACAGAAUCAAUCAGAUUCAUUAAGCAAAAACAUGGAGCUAUUCAAUGGAAAGGAGACUUCUCAGAGAAAUCUUGUUCAGCAAACACAAGAUUCUGGAAAAAUGUGCGCUAUCAAAUGCCAUCCAGGAAAAAGGCAUCUAAUUCUGAAGUGUAUUCAUUGUCCCUAAUGUCAAACAGUUCUGCAGCAAAGGAAAGUUAAGAAGCAAUUAUUUAAAUAAUAGUAAGAAGAUAAUUCUGAAUUGGGAUGUUUCUUGCAUAUACUUUAUACUACAAAGUAGAUGUUUUCUUUGCAGAGUAGAAACUGCUCAUCUUUUCCAUAAAUUACACCCUAAAAGAAAAAACUCUGUGCAACUUUAUUUCUGUGACAGGUUUUGGAUAGUGACAAAAUUUGUUGUGUUAGUCUCCAUCAAAUAUUGUAAGUAAACAUGGUGAUGAUGAUAGGCUAUUAAGGAGCUGUGGUCCACAUAAAUGUUAUAUGAAGAAACAACUGUGAAGUCCAUUUUUUAAAAUCAAAACUGCAGUUGAUAAAUUAAAAGUCUAUUUCUAUCAUCAGCA